Molecule: messenger RNA, 342 nt
Organism: Mitosporidium daphniae
Lineage: Eukaryota; Fungi; Microsporidia
Exons: 1
Coding region: 1-342 (113 amino acids)
Biological process (GO): transcription by RNA polymerase II; transcription initiation at RNA polymerase III promoter
Cellular component (GO): nucleus
Source: RefSeq, a predicted model, not a curated record
AUGAACAAGCACCCUAAGCUCCACUCGCCUACGUACGUUUCUGAUGAAGAAUUGAGCACGCAAAGUGAACGCAGCUCUUUUGCAUCGGACGAAAGCCCUUUUAAAUUUGAUGACCAUGCAACUCUCAACAGAAGUCUUUUACACUUGACAUCAUCACAUACUUCGCAGUCUGAGGCCACCAUCGGUCAAAAGCUGAGAAGAGCAGAGCAAGCGUUGAUUGAUGCCCAAUGCAUGAUUAUGGAGCAACUAUCCAGGCUUCAAGCCGAAGAAAUAACGCUGCAAAAAUUGAUCUUAGCAGCGACCCCCAAAGGGCAUUCUUCUGCAGAUUCCGGUGAGAAAUGA